Molecule: messenger RNA, 2936 nt
Organism: Arachis stenosperma
Lineage: Eukaryota; Viridiplantae; Streptophyta; Magnoliopsida; Fabales; Fabaceae
Exons: 13
Coding region: 130-2556 (808 amino acids)
Biological process (GO): protein phosphorylation
Cellular component (GO): chloroplast
Molecular function (GO): ATP binding; protein kinase activity
Source: RefSeq, a predicted model, not a curated record
AUCACUUCAAACUUUGCCAAACACCACCACUGCCACCAGUUUGGCUCGCAUUGCUCCAAAUUCUCUACAUUUUCUCUCUCUCUCUCUCUCUCUCUCUCUCUCUCUCUCCACAAGGGGAGACGGACCGCCAUGGACGCCGCAUCGACGCUCGUCUCCUGCCGAAUCGAUUCCUUCCCUCGCCGUCGCUCACUCUCACACCACCACCAUUCGCCAUCAUGGAGCAGUAAGCUCCGUCCGCUUCGCCUCAACUCCAACCGUGUUUUCGUCGUCUCCGCGGAGGCUAAACAGGCUAUAACCGCUCAAUCAACCACCAUCAACGAUUCGUCGUCCAGGUCUCCUCCACUGAGCAGUGCAGUCAAUGGUUCCUCAUCUAGGUUUACUCCGACUGGCAGCACCGUCAACGGCGGAUCAAAGAGAAUUGGAGAUGUUUCAAAGGAGAUAAAGCGAAUGAGAGCACAAAUGGAAGAAGACGAACAGUUAGCGACUCUGAUGAGAGGCCUUCGUGGACAGAACCUGAAGGACUCGUUGUUUGCUGCGGAUGAUGUUGAGCUACGUCUUGUUGAGGUGGAUGAAAGUAGUGAGUUUUUGCCUUUAGUGUAUGAUCCCCCAAGUAUUUCUGCAUAUUGGGGAAAACGUCCACGUGCUGUUGCUACGCGCAUUGUGCAGUUACUUUCUGUUGCUGGAGGUUUCCUUUCGCGCAUUGCUUCGGAUGUGAUUCAGAAGAAGGUUAAGGAGAACGAAGUUGCUAGAGCAAUUGAAUUGCGUGAAAUUGUUACAUCUUUGGGUCCAGCGUACAUAAAACUUGGGCAAGCGUUGAGCAUUAGACCUGAUAUACUAUCACCUGUAGCAAUGACAGAACUGCAGAAACUUUGUGAUAAAGUUCCUUCAUUUCCAGAUGAUAUAGCUAUGGCUCUAAUUGAGGAGGAGCUUGGUCAACCAUGGCAAAACAUCUAUUCUGAACUAUCAACAUCUCCCAUUGCUGCUGCUUCUCUUGGACAGGUAUAUAAGGGCCGCCUAAAGGAAAACGGGGACUUGGUGGCUGUUAAAGUACAAAGACCUUUUGUUCUUGAGACAGUCACAAUUGAUUUAUUCAUUAUUAGGAAGCUAGGUUUGGCUCUUCGAAAGUUUCCACAGGUCUCAAUAGACGUUGUUGGGUUGGUUGAUGAGUGGGCUGCUCGAUUCUUUGAAGAGCUAGACUAUGUGAAUGAAGGUGAAAAUGGAAAUCGUUUUGCUGAAAUGAUGAGGAAAGACCUACCACAGGUUGUGAUACCAAGAACCUAUAAUAAAUAUACAUCAAGGAGGGUUCUUACUACAGAGUGGAUUGACGGAGAGAAGUUGUCACAAAGCACGGAAAGCGACGUUGGAGAGCUAGUUAAUGUUGGAGUCAUCUGUUAUCUAAAGCAGCUGCUUGAUACUGGAUUUUUUCAUGCUGAUCCACACCCGGGAAAUUUGAUCCGCACUCCAGAUGGAAAGCUCGCUAUACUUGACUUUGGGCUUGUUACAAAAUUGACUGAUGAUCAAAAGUAUGGAAUGAUUGAAGCAAUUUCUCAUCUCAUCCAUCGGGAUUACCCAGCUAUAGUUAAAGACUUUGUUAAACUCGGUUUCAUUCCUGAUGGCGUCAAUUUGGAGCCAAUCUUGCCAGUUUUAGCCAAGGUCUUCGAUCAGGCCUUAGAAGGUGGAGGAGCAAAGAACAUCAAUUUUCAAGAGCUUGCAUCAGAUUUGGCUCAGAUUACCUUUGAUUAUCCAUUUAGGAUACCCCCAUACUUUGCCCUGAUAAUUAGGGCUAUUGGGGUGCUAGAGGGGAUUGCCUUAGUAGGAAAUUCGGAUUUUGCCAUUGUUGAUGAGGCCUAUCCUUAUAUUGCUCAGAGGCUCCUUACGGAUGAAUCCCCUCGGCUAAGGAAUGCUUUACGUUACACUAUAUAUGGUAAAUCUGGAGUUUUUGAUGCUGAAAGAUUUAUUGAUGUCAUGCAAGCCUUUGAGAAUUUUAUUACUGCUGCCAAAAGUGGGGGUGGAGAGAGUCUGAAUGGGGAAAUGGCUGAACUUGGGGUGCUUACUAGUCAAUCACAGUAUCUCUUGCCCGGUUUCCAGUCUGCAAUUCCUCAAUCGCAGCAGCCACUGCAAACAAGGGCUGCUUUGGCCUUUUUGCUGUCUGAUAGGGGAAACUUUUUCCGAGAAUUUCUUCUGGAUGAGAUUGUCAAAGGCAUUGAUGCACUUACAAGAGAACAACUCGUAAGAAUAAUAUCCCCACUCGGAUUUCAGAAUGCGGCCCCGGUUUUCAGUAUGGUACCUACCAUUGGACCCUUUAAGACGACAGCACUUAUACCCACCAUAACCGAAGAGGAUGAAGUCAUACUGAAUAAUGUCCAGAAAGUGGUGGAGUUCUUGACUGCUGGAAGCUCACUAUCAAGGACGUCUGGUCAGGUACUCAAUGUCCCUCAGAUUAUCCAAGACCUGCUCCCUGUGUUGCCCGGCAUCUCGGCUAAAGUGCUUCCUGAAAUUGUUAGCAGAUCAUCUUCUCGGGUAUUAGCACGAGUGAUACGUGAUUCCUUUUUGUAAGAGAACUCUAUCAACCUCACCUUAAGGCCCCACAAUUGUGUAUAUUAUGACAGAAUGUACAAACAACUAUACGUGUCUAUAAGUAACCCAAUAUUUCAUAUAUCUCUUGCUCUUGGUUGCUGAAAGCUAUUUGUAAGACACUCACCAAAUCUUCUAUACUGAAUCAUUUUUAAUAUAUAGAUAGGGGAAGCAUCCCACAUAGUUCUCAUGAUAGAAAUCAUAGAAUGAUAGGCUGCAAGAUUUAUUACUAAGUGUAUCGAGGUACCCACAACUAGAAUCAAAAUUUGAAAGGGUACUAUCUAUCUGUAAUUAUUCGUUUGUAUCUUCUAUUCUGUAUCAUAUUGUACUCCAUCAUUAGUGGAAAGUGUAUUUCAUCUCUA